This is a messenger RNA of Gracilinanus agilis (Agile Gracile Mouse Opossum), 759 nucleotides long. RefSeq names its product dual specificity phosphatase 15 (gene DUSP15). Gene Ontology annotation, molecular function: protein tyrosine/serine/threonine phosphatase activity. Gene Ontology annotation, cellular component: cytosol. Lineage: Eukaryota; Metazoa; Chordata; Mammalia; Didelphimorphia; Didelphidae. Gene Ontology annotation, biological process: protein dephosphorylation; transforming growth factor beta receptor signaling pathway; regulation of cell population proliferation. The record is from RefSeq and is a predicted model, not a curated record. Bases 60 to 740 code for a protein of 226 amino acids. The transcript is spliced from 7 exons.
UCGGGCUGGAGCCUGAUUGGGAGCGAGAGGCAGGGGCUGCUGGCUGGCCCACAAGGACCAUGGGGAAUGGUAUGAACAAGGUUCUUCCUGGACUCUAUCUGGGCAACUUCAUCGAUGCCAAAGACCCAGACCAGCUGAGCAGGAAUAAAAUCACCCACAUCAUCUCCAUCCACGAGUCUCCUCAGCCCUUGCUACAGGACAUCACUUAUCUCCGGAUCCCAGUGCCUGACACACCUGAAGUUCCUAUUAAGAAGCACUUCAAAGAAUGCAUCAACUUCAUCCAUUACUGUCGUCUCAGUGGAGGGACCUGCCUCGUGCACUGCUUUGCGGGCAUCUCCCGAAGUGCCACCAUUGUGACAGCUUACGUGAUGACGGUGACAGGACUGGGCUGGCGAGAGGUUCUGGAGGCAGUAAAAGCAGUCCGCCCCAUCGCCAAUCCCAAUCCAGGCUUCAAGCAGCAGCUGGAGGAAUAUGGCUGGGGCAAUGCCCGGAAGCUGCGCAGGCAACUAGAGGAGAAGUAUGGAGAGAGUCCAUUCAACGAUGAAGAGGAGAUCCGGGCCUUGCUACCCCUAUGCAAACGCUGCCGGGAGGCAUCCCCAUCGGGCAGCGCUGAGGGUACCCUGCAGAGACUGGUUCCCCGACCCCCUCGAGAGGUUCGGAGGCCUCUCCCUCUUCUCACCCGAGUCAAGCAGACUUUCUCCUGUAUCCCCCGGUGUCUGUCCAGGAAAGGGGGAAAGUGAUCACUUGUAAGUUAUGUCC